UUUUUCACAAAUUUCGAACUAGUAUCGGCUAAUUUUACCGAUAUAUAUCGGCCAAUCACGUGACUACCAAAGUGUCCAAAUUUCGCCGGGAAAGCAGUUUUAUCGCUUCUUUAAUUGAGAGCGGUUCUGCCUAAUACUCUUUUUCUUGGUUACUUUUAUUUCUCUCUUAUCAAAAGGCGGCUCUGGACUGUCUCUCUUAUCCAAAACGGACGUAUGGCACGGGAUUUAACACUUUGUUUGCGAGCGUGGUGGCUUGCAAAUUGAAGCGAGAGAAACGCGCGAACCUCUUAUUUGUGUCAAAUAAUAUACGUUGAUUAAUAAACAAUUCUUUUGACUAAGUUUCUCUUAUCCAAAAACGGACGUAUGGCACGGGAUUUAACACUUUGUAAGCGAGUUUGCGAGCGUGGUGGCUUGCAAAUUGAGGCGAGAGAAACGCGCGAACCCCUUAUUUGUGUCAAAUAAUAUACGUUGAUUAAUAACGAAUUCUUAUGACGAGUUUCUCUUAUCCAAAACGGACGUACGGCGGCACGGGAUUCAACACUUCGUAUACGAGUUUGCGAGCGUGGUGGCUUGCAAAUUGAAGCAAGAGAAACGCGUGAGCCACUUAUUUGUGUCAAAUAAUUUACGUUGGUUGAUAAAGAAUUCUUUUGACUAUGUUUCUCUUAUCCAAAACGGACGUAUGGCACGGGAUUUAACUCUUUGUAAGCGAGCGUGGUGGCCUUGCUAAUUGAAGCGAGAGAAACAUGUGAACGACUUAUUUGUGUCAAAUAAUAUACGUUGAUUAAUAAAGAAUUCUCGCCGUUUCCACUUUCCACGGCCUUGGAUUCCCCUUGCGCCUCGUUCAAGGCGCGAUUUAACUUCUUGUAUUGAUAUGCAAUAGAUGGCUGGUUCUAGCGGUCAGAGCAAAGUAUGGCAAUACUUCGUGUGCCAUAAUGAUGGCGUAAUUUGUAAAAUAUGCUUAUCAUUAUUAAGUCGAAAGGUUCCGCCGAUUUAAAAAGAAAGAUGGGUAUAAUUUGUAGAGCCAUCUCAAAGCAAAACACAGGAGCAAGUAUGAUUGGAGCCAAUGCAGAAAAGCAUUGAAACCAAUGCAGAAAAACUCUGCUCAACUACAUCUGAGAACGUUGAACUGGAUCUAUUGAGAUUCAUAAGCUUCCUGCCCUUACAAAUUUACAAUAAGUGUUCUUUCUUGCCACGUACACAAUUGCAUGAGCUCAACAUUUCAUUUAUUUUCCAAGAAAAACACAAUAUUCUCAGAGUGUUGCUUGUUACUUGUAGCCAUAUUUGUAGAAUCGGCCGAUGUCGUUGUUAUUGGUGGAGGGGUCAUAGGAUGUAGUACAGCGUAUCAUCUUGCCAAGUUGGAAAUAGGAAAAGUCGUUCUCGUCGAAAAAGAAAAAAUAGGCUCGGGGACUACGGGGAUUACUGGAGGAAUACUCCAAAAUCUUAGCAAUUCUUACGCGAGGACAACGAUGCAAGUUCAAACUGUUGAUUUAUUGACAAAUAUACUUCCGAGUGAAGGUGUCGAAUCUGGUUUUACGGAGACAGGUGCAAUAUUUGUUACAAGAAAGUCGAGUGAAUUGAACGCUCUGGCGAAAAUGAGUUCGAUUGGAACCGCUUGCGGUGUUACGUCCCACCUCGUCAGCGUUGAAGAAAUAUCGCAAUUGCAUCCUCAUUUGAACACAAAGGGGCUUGUCGGUGGAGUUUACAUACCCCGUGAUGGGUCAAUUGAUCCGGGCAUUCUCUGCAGUUCAUUGAAGAAGGCGGCAACAAAACACGGGGUUGAGAUAUAUGAGCAAUGUUUGAUCAAAAAUAUUGAAACAUCGCGGAGUGGACAAGUGGAAUCUGUAGAGACCGAUAAAGGAAUAAUUAAGACCAACAAAGUCGUGAAUUGUUCCGGGAUAUGGGCUUCAGAUAUUGCAGAGAUGGUUGGAUUGAAGCUGCCACACGUUACUUACAAAAGAUGUUAUGCUGUCACUCAAGAAAUUCCCGGAAUCGAGAAUACGCCUCAUAUAUUUGACCUACAAUGUGGAAGGUAUUAUAAAAACCAGGGUAGCACAUUGCUCUUUGGUGGUCAUGAGAAGAAUCCGAUAGAGAUUAAAAAGGUUCCAGAAAACUUCGCCUUCAGCUUCACUAAUUCUGAUUGGUUGCAGUUCGAACCUCAUGUUAAAUCGGCUUUUGAAUUGCUGCCUUGCAUAAAGAAAGCUGGUUUUGAAUCAAUAACUUGUGGGCCAGAUUCAUUCACUCCGGAUGGCUAUCCGUUGAUGGGAGAAUCUACAGAUGUCAAAGGAUUUUUCAAUGGAACCUCAUUUAACGGCGGGGGGAUGAUGAUGAGUGGCGGAGCAGGACGACAACUUGCACAUUGGGUCGCAUAUGGGCGUCCAGAGUUUGACAUGAGCACAUGCGAUAUAAAUCGAUUCCCGCGAAACCAUGACGUUGAGAAGGUAAAGAGAAGUUGUCACAAAACCUUCACUACAAAACAUGAAUUGAAACAUUUUUAGUGGACUAAUCCAUAGUUUACUUUCAGUUUAUAUGCAGUCAUUUGCGAUAUAUAUUUGAAAUGUUGAUGAAAUUUUUUGAGUUUAAAGUUUUUCUGUACACCACAUCUUGAUAUAUUCCCUCCCAAGAUGAUGAUACUUUACAUAUUUGGUUUCUAUUCUUGACCAAAAUCAACAUAUAUAUAUAUAUAUAUACAUUCUAUUGUACUUAUUGAUUAAUGCCAGGUCGUAUCCCUGAGUCAGGGGCACACCGCCUAAAUGGGCAUAUAAUUUAUUUAAUCAGAACGGUUACCUCAAGUUCAACUAAUUACUCUAGUCUUUGCCUCUUUUUAUUGUACAAAAAAAAUCCAUUCACAUAUCAAUCUACUGUUCAGUUUGCAGUUGAGAGGUCAGUUCAGAGUUCGCAGUCAUGAUUUUAUCCAAAGACUGUAAACGUCUUGUUGCGUAUGACAUGGCCCCUAUAUUCGAAAGAUAGAUAUAGUGCAU
Molecule: messenger RNA, 2978 nt
Organism: Styela clava
Lineage: Eukaryota; Metazoa; Chordata; Ascidiacea; Stolidobranchia; Styelidae
Source: RefSeq, a predicted model, not a curated record